This is a messenger RNA of Closterium sp. Yama58-4, 1176 nucleotides long. Lineage: Eukaryota; Viridiplantae; Streptophyta; Zygnematophyceae; Desmidiales; Closteriaceae. The record is from the annotation of a GenBank genome assembly.
AUGCUCGUCUGGAAGGACAAUGGCCGGGACAUGGUCAACGCAGUGACGGGAGUGCGCUACGCUGAGUUGGGAACAAGAACGAGCACAGGGUUCAGCUUCAGCAAUGACUCGCUCUUGCCUCCGUUUCCCCUGGUCUCUCUGUCUCAUGCCCCCCUGUCUCCCCUCCCCCUCUCCCCCCAGGCAUCCAACAUCAUAUUCCUGGACCAGCCCGUGGGCACGGGGUUCAGCUACAGCACUGACGGGCAGAAGCGCAGCACGCAGCGUGGCGUGAGCAAGGACGCAUACCAAUUCGUGCAGGCCUUCCUGGACGCACAUCCCGAGCUGCGCACGCGUCCCUUCUUCAUCACAGGGGAGUCGUACGCGGGAAAGUACAUCCCCACGCUCGCUGCACGCAUAGUGCGCGCCAACAAGGCUGGCAAGCAGCCGCCAAUAAACCUGCAGGGCAUAGCUAUCGGCAACGGCUUGACGAGUCCGCACACACAGACCAUGUCGUAUGCGCGGUUUGCAUACAAGAACAAGCUCAUGAGCUACUGGAAGUAUCGGGAACUCAAGGCGCGAGGGCGAGCAUGCCAGCUCACUGACCUCAUGUGUGGCACCCAGGGCAAGGUGACGUGCAUUACAGCGUUCCUGGUGUGCGGGUGGUACUUCAACCAGGUGUUGCUGCAGUCUGGCAACGGCAACGUCAACUACUACGACGUGCGCAAGCCGUGCGUGUAUGACAGCGGCUGCUACGACUUCAGUGCCGGCAAUGCAUACCUCAACUCUUAUCCCGUGCAGCAGAAGCUGGGAGUCACCAGAAAGUGGAGCGACUGCAACGACAGUGUGUACUUUGGAAUGCUCAUGGACUUUGAGAGGGAUGAGACGGAGCACGUGAGCUACGUGCUGAACAACGGGCUGCGAGUGCUUAUAUAUGCAGGCGAGAAGGACUUUAUCUGCAACUGGAUUGGCAACAGCUGGUGGUUGAGAAGUCUCAAGUGGAAAGGCCAGGGGGCGUAUCGAAAGGCAAAGUACAAGCCAUUCUUGCUCUCAGGCAGUCAGAAGGGCCUUGCAAAAGUCGCGGAACCACUCACAUUUCUACGAGUGCAUGAAUCGGGUCACAUGGUGCCCAUGGAUCAACCUGAAGCUGCACUCGAAAUGAUACGCCGAUUUAUGGCCAAGGAAUCCCUCAUUGGAUAA